Molecule: messenger RNA, 1329 nt
Organism: Talaromyces proteolyticus
Lineage: Eukaryota; Fungi; Ascomycota; Eurotiomycetes; Eurotiales; Trichocomaceae
Product: Brix domain-containing protein
Exons: 2
Coding region: 1-1329 (442 amino acids)
Biological process (GO): rRNA processing; ribosomal large subunit assembly
Cellular component (GO): preribosome, large subunit precursor
Molecular function (GO): rRNA binding
Source: RefSeq, a predicted model, not a curated record
AUGGCAAAACGUCGCACCAAGAAGCGCACUCAUGUGCAGGUCAGCAAUGAUCCUGCAAAGCCAAAAAACGGCGUCUCCGCCACCAGCCAGUCUCCAAAGUCAAUGGUAAUUCGAAUUGGAGCUGGCGAAGUUGGAUCCAGCGUGAGCCAGCUGGUCAAAGAUUUCCGGUUGAUGAUGGAACCGGAUACAGCUAGUCGUCUGAGAGAACGAAGGGCCAACAAAUUGAAGGAUUACACCAUGAUGGCUGGGCCACUCGGCGUCACGCACUUAUUUCUUUUCUCCAGGUCACAAACCGGAAACACAAACAUGCGCCUUGCCCUUACUCCUCGAGGACCGACAUUACAUUUCAAAGUUGAGAAUUACUCUCUGUGCAAAGACGUCGCAAAAGCACUGAAGCAUCCCCGUGGCGGUGUACAGAACCAUCAAACCCCCCCGCUGCUGGUGAUGAACAAUUUUAACACCCCUGAUGCCGAUGAAAAUUCAAAGAUACCCAAGCGCCUCGAAUCUCUCACCACGACCAUUUUCCAGUCCCUCUUUUCUCCAAUCAACCCACAGGCUACUCCUCUAACUUCUAUUCGCCGUGUUAUGAUGCUAAACAGAGAGAAACCAUCAACUGAUGGCUCUGCAGAUGAUGCUUAUAUCUUAAAUCUCCGGCACUAUGCAAUUGCUACAAGGAAAACGGGAAUCUCAAAGCGAAUUAGGCGACUAGAUCCCACAGAACAACGCAACAAAGACAGGAAAAAGGGUCUUCCAAAUCUUGGAAAGCUUGAGGACGUUUCUGAUUAUCUUCUUGAUCCCACGGGCGGUGGUUACACAUCAGCUAGCGAAACCGAGCUAGACACGGAUGCCGAAGUCGAAAUUACCGAGAAUACUACAAAGAAAGUUCUCAGUCGGCGUGAAUUGCAACGGAUGAAAUCUGGCGACAAGGCGUCAGAGAAACAGACCAGCAAGCCCAAUGUAGAGAAACGAGCUGUCAAGCUGAUAGAGUUGGGUCCACGUAUGAAACUGAGGCUGAUGAAAGUCGAAGAAGGUUUGUGCGGAGGAAGAAUCAUGUGGCAUGACUUCAUCAAGAAGUCAGAGAAGGAUAUCAAGAAAAUGGAUGAUGAAUGGAACCGUCGCAAGAAUGAGAAGGAAGCACGAAAGAAGCAACAAAAAGCGAACAUUGAAAAGAAGAAACAGGACAAGGUCAAAGCGAAAGCCAAUGGGCAAACUGUUGAUGAUAAGGACGAUGAGGACGUCAGUAUGGAUGACGAGGACGAAUGGGAUAGCGAUGAUUUCGAUGAUGACGCUGAGGUUGAACACGAUGAAGAUGAGUGUAUGGAAGAAUAA